Messenger RNA from Galdieria sulphuraria, 683 nucleotides. RefSeq lists its product as hypothetical. Bases 32 to 649 code for a protein of 205 amino acids. The record is from RefSeq and is a predicted model, not a curated record. Lineage: Eukaryota; Rhodophyta; Bangiophyceae; Galdieriales; Galdieriaceae. The transcript is spliced from 8 exons.
GGCGCCGUUCAUAUAUAUUUGAACCCCACAAAUGGCGGCUCAGUGUAGACACUCCACAAGUGAUAUUUCUUCUCCUCAAAAAACGUCAAGAAAAUUAUAUUCUCAAGAUAAAGAACUAGAAAAUAUUCAAUUAAAGUUCGAACAAAUUGCUAGCUCCAUUUUCAAACUAACUCAAUAUAUUCCGAAAUUGGACGAAAUAGAUGCCACCAUUGAAAAGUUUUCGAUAUUCCACGAGACUUGUACCAGAGCUAUCGCCUUGAAUCUCUCGUGCCAUGAACUGAAUAUGUCUAUUGAAGAUGCUAAUAAUAAUAAUAAUAAUAAUAAUGAAGUUACAACCAAAACGGAGCUGGGUUUCAAGUCUCGGCAUCCAAAGACUAAAUCUAAAACCACAAAUACAACUUUCGAACGAACUUUUCAAGUUAUAUUGGACUCUUUACCGAAGCAGUAUCGCACAAAAAAAGAACACAUUGAGAAACUGGAGAAGAUAGUACGCUGUCUCUAUCUACACAAAGAUAAAUACUUAACAACGCAGGAAAUUUCUAGCAGAAACGAUAUGUCUAGUGUUCAUUCUACGGUUUACUUGAACAUUCUUCACAAUGCCGGCAAGGUAUGUGGUGUUGAUGUCUGUUAUAGCGAGUAUCGUCAUUGACUCAUUCAUACAAGGUGGUGAAGAGUCAUACAGG